UCUCUGUGCAAACCUCUUAGCCCCGCUGUGAUCCCUCACAGACCUUCAACCUGCCCCGCGAGUCUCUAUAACAACAUGCCCACCUCGGCCCUCCUUCCCUCCCACCUCGCUACGACAGACACUGGCGCUGGCCUAUCGCACCGUGGCCGACCCCUGUGCCCUGCCCACCCCAGCGGUCCCUCUCCAGCCCCGCCAGAGCCAAUCCGCAGCGGGGUGUAAAGUAGGGCAAGCCGCUUCCUGGUUCAAGGAGGAGCUGCCUGGAGUUGGAAUGGGCCAGCGGAGUCAGAGAGGGGGGAGAACAGCCCAGCGAGCCGGCGGUCUGCAAAGAGAGAGCCGAGGCAGGGGGAUAUAAACGCCGACAGAGAGACAAGAAGAGGCGGAUAUUACAGAGAACUCCCGGAUGAUACGUGGUUAGUCAGAGGGACUGGUGUGAGAUUUUGGACAGUGCCGAGAGAGCGGUGACCCCCGGGGGGAGAGAGACGGGUGGGAGUGAAUACAGGAAGUACAGAAGCCGGUCAGGUGGGACGCGACGAGAUAACAUAGGUGACACCGGCGCACAGGCUUUGUAUCCCUGGAAACCUUUUGGCUCCGCUGGAGAAGAACAGAAGCAGGAAGAAGUGGAAAAUAGAGAGGGAGGAAGAGAGCAGGGACCCGUCCUCCUCUGAGUUUAUGGACUGGAGGUAAGAGGUGGCGAUGUCUCCAGGAGAGGACGGUCUGAUCGGGAUUCCCUUCCCAGAGCACAGCAGCGAGAUCCUGUUCCGCCUCAACGCCCAGCGCAGGGCGGGGCUACUCUGUGACCUCACCCUGACCUCGCGGGGUGCCCGCUACCCUACCCACCGCUCCGUCAUGGCUGCCGUCAGCCUCUACUUCCGCGGGCUGUUUGGAGCGGAGGAGGGGGCCGAGGCAGGGGCCGAGGCGGGGGGAGGAGGAGGAGGGUUCAGUGUGUGCCAGCUGGACUGUGUCGCGCCCGAUGCCCUGGAUGCCCUGCUGGAGUUUGCCUACACGGCCACCCUGACCAUCCGCAGCUCUGGCAUGAGAGAUGUGUUGAGAGGAGCUCAGUUACUGGGGAUCCAGUGUGUGGUUGAUGCCUGUAGAGACAUACUGGGGGAGGCGGCGGGGGAGGUAGAGUGGGAGACGGGGGAGGAGAGGGAGAGAAGGGUGGAGAGUGAGAGAAGGGUGAAGAAAGGCUCCCGGAGGAAGAUCGACAGACGGAGAGUCACCAAGGUGGAGUCAUCGCACCACCAGCCACUGCCUCAUCGCCCCAACAUUAACACACACCAGCACCCCUCCACUCCUCCUCCACACCCCUCACCUGUUCAAGACGGGGCCCACUCUCAUCCCUCCACCCGACCCCCCAGCCCUGAGCAGGAUGAACACCCCCCCACCACGGGACAGAACGGGGAGUGGAAGCAGGGCAGGGAUGCAGGGAGAGGGAGUACAGCAGUCAACGGAGGGGUGCACUGGCCUCAGGAGCGCCUCCUCGCCCCCCACCCCCCUAUUCCCCUCUCAGACGACAGGCUGUCAGAAGACGAGGAGGAGAUGGAGGGAGUGGGGAACGGUGGGGUGCCCAGCUUUACUUCAGCCCCCCUGGCAGAGCAAGAGGUGGCCACAGGGGCAGGAGGAGGGGGUAGGAAGAGGAAGUCUCAGACCCCCCAGCAGUGUCCUGUCUGUCAGAAGAUCAUCCACGGAGCAGGGAAGCUGCCCAGACACAUGAGAACACACACCGGGGAGAAACCAUUCGAGUGCUCUACCUGCGGGGUCCGCUUUACCAGGAAUGACAAGUUGAAGAUCCACAUGCGUAAACACACAGGGGAGCGUCCGUACCCUUGCCCCCACUGCCCUGCCCGCUUCCUGCAUUCCUACGACCUAAAGAACCACCUGUCUCUCCAUAGUGGGGCACGCCCCUUCGAGUGCCCGCUCUGCCACAAGGCCUUCGCCCGUGAGGACCACCUCCAGCGCCACCGCAAGGGCCUCAGCUGCCUGGAGGUCCGUACCCGGGCACGGCCGAGGCGCGGGCCUGGGGCUGACCACGGGGAAGAGGGCAGAAGGGUUAGAGGAGGAGGAAGAGGGUAUUCUCCAGACCAACUCGACCCACUGGAGAAUCUGGCCCUGCAGCCCCACGCCUCAGCAUUCCACCCCCGUGCUGGGAUGGUUGGCCUGGGGGAUGGUGCUGAGGCUGGGGCUGGAGGUCAAAUGGUGUUCCAGGAGGAGGCUGACAGGGAGCAAGCUAUAGCCCUCCUAGGGCCUCACAGGUUACCCUACCCUGGUUUGCUGUGGAGAGGCCUGGAGCUGGGGGUGAAAGGGGUGGAGGGGGAGGAGGCAGGCGGGGGCCACUCUCCUGCACUUCAGCAUGCAAGAUGGGAUAAGGAGGCAGAGGAGGAGGCAGAGGAGGAUGAGGAAGACGAGUGAGAAGAGAGGAAGAGAAGAGCGUGCAUGGAUGUGUAUGCGUGUGCAUGUGUUUGUGUGCACGUAUGUGCAUUUGUAUAUGCAUAAGUGUGUGUGUGCGUGCGUGCGUGCGUGCGUGUGUGUGUCACCUACAGUAUGGAUGGGGAUCUCACUCAGGUGACUGGACCUGCUCCUUCUUACAAAGCGCUUAGAGAGACUAAACGAUACAAAAAGAAUAAUGGAAAACGGGUUUUCUGAUUUGUUAUUGUUGUUUCAUGGCUCUCUGUUUUUAUUUCAGUUGUCUUUUAUUUCUAUUUUCCAUUAUUUCUAUUUUAUUUCCUGCUGUGGUUAUUCUUAUUAGCUGUACAUAAAAAGAGGCUUUAUUGAGGGAAUGUUUUGCCCCAUGUGCUGAUGGGGAUAUGGGGUUAUUUUCUCUCACUAUGCAAACUGAAGUCAGGAGAUGAGAAAAAUUAUGUGUCCUAAAAAAAAGGGGGAGAAAAGAAAUCAUGUAUUUUUGAACAGAGUGGUGUUAGAGUAAUAUAACAAUCAAAUGUUAUUGAAGUUCAAACAAUGUAUGUACAACAUCCAUCUGGCACUACUAAACCCUAUCACUCUUCAUGUCACUAUACUAGCACUCUCAGCGGGGUAGUAAGAAACCAGAAUCAUGCGGUUUUCAGUGGAAAAGCAGAGAAGACACAAAGCCUGAAAACCAGUAGCUUCCGGUUCCUUCCGACCCACUCAGGCGUUUGUUUUACGCCUGCUAAAUUAGGUAAGUAUAGUAGUAGGUGUGUAAUCUGCUGUUUGACUUUGGGUGUACCCUACUACCCUCUAGUGGUUAUUGGUGGAGCUAGUCGCCAAUGGCAACAAGUCACCAGGUUUCCUAUUGAAGACAUUAUCUAACAGUAACAGUCAUAUUUUAAUAAGGCUUAUUAUUUUGCUGUCUGUUGUAAGUAGAUUUUCAUGCCCUUUUAUGAGGCACCGAUGAUACCAAAGAUUUCAGUUUAUUUCUUCCUAAUCAAUCAGUUUGAUCAAGCACAGGAGCACCAGAGCUAUAGAUUGAGAUGGGCACGCACUGGUUGAAUCAUUGUUGGUUCCACUCCAUUUCAAUGAAAUUACAUUAAACCAACAUGGAAUAGACAUUGAAUUGAUGUCUGUUCCCAGUGGGAUGACUCUAAGGGUAUCCUGGGAUUUUAGAGCCAAGGUUUGGUUAAAAGACCUGUCUUCAUUUGCCCGGUUCUCUGCUGCAGACUGCUAGAAGGGUUGGAGACUGCUUCCAUAGGUUCGAUUCUCUGUGGAGCUCUAGUGCUCUGUGAAAAAUGACUGACCAAAACUAGACUACAUCUGCAGGGUCAUUGGCUGAUUGUUAAUGAGAGGUGUGUUUGUUGCUUUAGCGUUUACUUUUUGACAUCGACAGGGGACAAUUCCUUUCCAAAGUUUCCUUCUUUAGAAUGUCUUCUGAUCAUGCACUCCUCGUUUUUUUUUAUUGCAAAAAGAGCGAGAGAAAAGGAGAGACCAAAAGGGAAGGAGGGACCUUGAUCUCUUGAUUGCUCUGUAUUUAUUUAUUUAUUGUUAUUUAUUGUGGCUUUCCAGUUGAAACUGUGUGUGUGGCCUGACCUAGGGUAUCCACAGUGACCUGACCCAGGGUAUCCACAGUGACCUGACCCAGGGUAUCCACAGUGACCUGACCCAGGGUAUCCACAGUGACCUGACCCAGGGUAUCCACAGUGACCUGACCCAGGGUAUCCACAGUGACCUGACCCAGGGUAUCCACAGUGACCUGACCCAGGGUAUCCACAGUGACCUGACCCAGGGUAUCCACAGUGACCUGACCCAGGGUAUCCACAGUGACCUGACACAGGGUAUCCACAGUGACCUGACACAGGGUAUCCACAGUGACCUGACACAGGGUAUCCACAGUGACCUGACCCAGGGUAUCCACAGUGACCUGACCCAGGGUAUCCACAGUGACCUGACCCAGGGUAUCCACAGUGACCUGACCCAGGGUAUCCACAGUGACCUGACCCAGGGUAUCCACAGUGACCUGACCCAGGGUAUCCACAGUGGCCUGACCCAGGGUAUCCACAGUGACCUGACCCAGGGUAUCCACAGUGACCUGACCCUGGGUUUGACACAGUGACCCGCAACACCACUUGGCUCGGUCCCCUUCUGGCACAGUUGAAGUGCUUCGUACCUGCUUCCUUUAGAGUCUUAAGAAAAACUGCAUUGUGCUUAACGUGACGGCUAAGUACACCCAGUGCCAUGUUGGGUGAAAGGUCCUCUGUUGGCUAUUCUUCCUCCUUUUGCAUUUGUUUUGCACAACACAUCACACCCUGAAAAGGUACUGCAAUAAUACUGGCACAUUCCAUCCUCCGGGAGAGAAAGAAGGGAUCAGAAAAGAGAGGGGAAAAAGAGACAGACCGAGCCUUUCUCUCUCUCUUUAGAGCACAAGACAACUGUCGCACCACCCGUAGCCGUUUCACACUUUCAGUUAAAGAGAUAAGCAUCAACUGCACUUAGGGAGAGAACUGUGUUGUUGAUUCAACAUGUACUGUAUGUUAUUGUGUUAUCUGUCAACGCUGUGUGUAUAAGUCACAGAUAGGCCCUUAGGGGGCCUGUCUCUAGGAGACCAGCGACCAUCUUGGGUGGCCCAUUGCAGGUGUAAGGCUACUUUGCUUACAGAUAAUCAACUAUUUCUUCAAAGUCUGUCACUCUUUAGGUGAUAGUGAGUUAUGUUCUUUAUUUACAACUAUUUACGAGAGCUGUAACUCUAGCCUGAAGCUUAUGUAGCUCUAGCAGACUGGACCUGUGUGUGCUAUCCAUUCCGCGCUAUGUAGAAGAACUUUCCUUGUUUCUGAUUUAUUUGCACUAAAAUAUUGAGAGCUUUUAAUUUUUUUUUGUUUCACCUCCUUAUCCAUUCCAUGACGUCACUCAGUAUCGUUUAUGAUUGUAAGAGAAGAUAUCUGUUUAAUGUUCCUUCAAUUCUUGAUAAUAACAUUGGUCUAUAUUCUUUCUACUGCGUAGUGUAAUAAUCAUGGUAAGAGAUUGCAAUGUAAAGGGGUGAAGCUGCCUUGGACUUUUGGUUUUGUGCUGCAACUAUUCUCAGGAAAUCUUGAGCAAUGCACUAAGUAAUUAUGCAAAAUUGUGGGGGAGAUAUGCUGUGUAUAUAUAUGUAGCCUAUGUAUGUUCAUACAUAUGUCUGAAGAGGUAGUGACACCUUUCACUCAAUAGUACGGUUCCAAUAUAACCCCUUGUACCAUGAGGAAGUAGGAUAAAAGCAAAUCGAGAAAUAGUAGAUAUCCAUUUGUAUGGUAAAACAUGUACAAUUGUAGUGUACAUCAAUUGAAACCAGCCAGUCACACAUUGUGCUGAAAGUUUUUUUUGUGCUGAGGGGUGUUGCUACCAGCAUUUAGAGAGCUUGGGGAGUGAAUGAGAGGGAAACAUUAUGCCAGCUGUGAAGCGUGGUGUUUCUAUGGAACUUUAUGUCGUUUUAUUUGGCUUUGGUGAAGGGAUCUGGGGUCUGUUUUGAAUAGAGACACCACUAUCAGGGAUACAUUUUUGUCUUUCCGUUUUUGGUGGACCUUCUGUCAGAGAUAUUAAUUAAUUUUCCCAUCAUUUGUUUCAGAUAAUGUAAAGAAAACAGAUAAAUAAACAAAGAUCUAUCCCUG
Oncorhynchus nerka (sockeye salmon) is the source of this 6050-nucleotide messenger RNA. RefSeq names its product zinc finger and BTB domain-containing protein 7B-like. The coding region runs from base 694 to 2409 and encodes 571 amino acids. NCBI's taxonomy places the organism in Eukaryota, Metazoa, Chordata, Actinopteri, Salmoniformes, Salmonidae. Gene Ontology annotation, molecular function: RNA polymerase II cis-regulatory region sequence-specific DNA binding; protein binding; DNA-binding transcription factor activity, RNA polymerase II-specific. The transcript is spliced from 4 exons. The record is from RefSeq and is a predicted model, not a curated record. Gene Ontology annotation, biological process: positive regulation of gene expression; regulation of transcription by RNA polymerase II.